AUGAACCCUGUCACAGAAGAUGUUGGUUCGACUGGCAACCAUCUGGCAUCGAUCAAACAAACAAAGACAACUACUCAUGUAUCUAAUAUGAAUAAUAGGGAAGCGCUAGAAGAAAGCGCACCCACAAGCUCAUCAACACCGUCUUCCAGAAUAACGCGACUAUCCUCUGCGGCAAAUAGUAGUCUCCCGAAAAAACCUCAAAAUUAUCAAGCCAGCCCGAGCUCUACAACUGGCCUCGGCCCAGCAGUUGACUUCAAAUCUGGGGGAAUAAUUGGGCUCCCUGAUAAAAAUAAGAGCACACUGGAACGUGAUCUAGAAAGUACACAGCAUGCUCAUAAAUCUACAUCUACGUUAACCGAUUCUGCCUCGAAAACUAGCAAAGAUAUUAAGAAAGACUUGAAGAAUAAAGUGCCAGACCCUAAUGUACGACGAUCUGGGCGUCUGGCUUCCUUACAAGUUUCUUACCGAGAAUUGAAACAGAAACGGAUUAAAGUCCCCAAGAUUAAGGAACCAGAAAUAGCAAACCAGAAAUUAAUAAGAGCUACGGCUGAAGUCGACGCGAUCCUCUCUAAAGUGGGAAAAUGGCCAUUACCCCCCGAAAAUAGUCUCACCACUAAGAAGAUCAUGAGGGGUGAAACCUUCUACGCGAAGGAGCCGAAAUGGCCUGCUGAGACAUCUUCUAAAUAUCGAUGCCCCCAAGAUAUUAGUCGAGAAGGAAUGCCUUGCAAAGCGUCCGAUUUCUCCUAUCGAAUGUUCAUACCUAUAUUUUUGAUGGAGAAUCAAGAUAAGAUGGAGAAACUAACAGCCAAGGAAGUUGCUUCCGCUUUUCGUUUGUGUGUAACCACAUUUUAUUCUCACAUCCACUGGGUACACAAGAAAAUGUUUCACACCGUGUAUGGAGGAGAAACGAUUGUAGAAGAGGCGAAAGCUCAGAUCAAAAAGUCUCUCGUUCAUCAUAACCAAGCUACGACUACACCUAAUCCGUUAAAAAGGAACUUUGAUUCUUCUGGAAUAGAUUCUGAGCCGAUUGCACCAGCUGAUCAGGUAUCAAAUUGUGACAACUCAAAAAAGGUGGCUAAAGUUUCAGAAAAAAGUGAAUUACGCGCUCUAAAUUCUGAAACUGAAGUUUUCGAUGACGAAACCCUAUCAAGGCGUUGUGAAAGGUGUCGAGAGCGAGGGCACAAAGUUUCGGAAUGUCCAGAGAAACUAUCUUUGCCAGCAUUCGAGAUAGUUUGCGAUUUAUGUGGGGGUACUGGUCAUAUCGAGACAGACUGCCAUUAUAUUUGGCGUACUUUUCAGCCUAGACCUAAAGAUAUCUUCAAAGUUCAGUCGAUAAAGGCAAGCUGUUAUUGCUGUGGGGCAUCUGGUCAUUACGGCUCAGAAUGUGGGCUAAACCGCCAUUUGACCUUAUCGGGGGCAGUGACAUGGUCACUUGCGAACCUGAACACAUAUGUUGAUAGCAACAGUCAAAAGCGUGCAUUAUCUUUCGAUAUUGACCCCUCUCCCCCUGCAAAAAGGGGAUUCAAUAUCAAGGGUAAGGCUUCAAAUCCUUACAUCUCAGAUGACGAUAGCGAUAAUGGCAGAAGCUUUAUUCGUCCAAAGAUCAAAGUUCUUGAACGGGGCUUAGAACGUGGAAAUAUUCGCUUUGUACCAGUAUCAAACGAUUCAUAUCGAUCUGGGCUAGUAAGGGAUCGUGAUGUUGCCAUUAUGCAAAGUGAUGUGUAUCAACGCGAUCAUGGCCCACCAAGAGGACCGCGUUUCCAACCACCGCCUUAUUCUCGACCUUAUCACCCAACUGAACCAGUAAAUCCUAGGUACACCGAAUGGUAUCCUCCAGCCCCUCUCUCGCCUCAAGAAAUCUUACCACCAACAAUGAGGGGCUCUCAAUCUAUCGGUAGAGCUAGAGGUAGUAAGAGCAACAGUGAUAAAUUAGGACGCUAA
Molecule: messenger RNA, 1941 nt
Organism: Blumeria graminis f. sp. triticale
Lineage: Eukaryota; Fungi; Ascomycota; Leotiomycetes; Helotiales; Erysiphaceae
Source: the annotation of a GenBank genome assembly